GGCCGGGGGGAGGAAGGGAGAUGCCGGCCCGCCGGGGAGUCCCACCCCGGGGAGGGGACUGCCGGUGCGGGGAAAGCAGCUGUCAGAGCCAGCCCCUCGGCCCCGCACCCCCUCUUUCCAUCACCCCCCUCCCCUGCCCGCAUCCCUUCUUAUACCUUCCUCUCUCCCAUAGUCCCUCCUCCAGCACCCCCCGGCCCCACGCCGCCUCCCCCCGGCGCACACACGCGGCCGCGUUGCCAGCCCGGACCCCGCUUCCCCGCCGGGAGGUGCCCAGCCACUCCCUCCCGGCCCCGCCAGCACCGCCCGGGCCAAAGCGGCGUCGGGGGCUGCGGGCGGGGCGGGGAACGGGAGCGAGGCGAGGAGCAGAGGAGGAGGAAAGGUCGCUGUUCUAGACGCGGGCACGGCAUGAGCUAAGGGCACGCACCGAAGCUGAGCUUCUUGCACGCGUAGCUGCCCUGACAGUGCGACCCUUCUGCUACGCGAUUUUUCCGGGUUUACUUUGCAACUCUUUCCAUCCACGGUGCUGUUUCACCGGGGGAAGCGCGCGGUCGCAGAAAUAAACGGCUCUGGUGCCAAAGCUGAAA
This is a messenger RNA of Coturnix japonica (Japanese quail), 584 nucleotides long. The record is from RefSeq and is a predicted model, not a curated record. Lineage: Eukaryota; Metazoa; Chordata; Aves; Galliformes; Phasianidae.